AUGAACGAUUCCAUGUCUAAAUUAGCAGACCAGCUUGACGCAAAGAGUGAUGAUGUCGACCAUGUUGUGUCUGACCCUAGUCACAAAUCAGAGGAGCUUCCUCGACAAUUCUCUCUUUUUUCCACUCUUGCAUUUGGUUUCAGCAUGACCAACUCCUGGCUUGGCUACUCAGCGACAUUUAUCACACCACUCCUGUUGGGUGGGAGUCCGACUGUGUUCUUUGGUCUAAUUGCUGCGUCCAUUGCGAGUUGCUUUAUCACGGCGGGUUUGGCGGAACUCGCCUCAGCAUAUCCAUCAAGCGGUGGGCAGUACCACUUUGCCUAUAUGGUUAGCCCUCCAAAAUAUCGCACUCUGGUAGCCUUUAUUAUGGGGUGGUUAAGUGUGGUGGCGUGGGCCCUCACCAGUGCGUCCACUGCCCUUGUUUGUGCUCAAAUGAUCGGGAGCUUGGCCGGCAUAUACAACCCAUCUUACAUUGGCGAAGCUUGGCAGACGUGGAUGAUAUAUGUCCUCUUGGUAUUGAUUGCUACAGGGAUUGUCUGCCUUUUGCCAUCAUGCCUUCCUCGAGGGGAAAUGGUGAUGUUUGUGAGCAGCUUUCUUGGGUUCAUCGCCAGCUUUAUCGUUGUUUUAGCAACACAGAAGCAUACACAGUCCGCCAAAGCAGUGUUUAUUGACUUCAAGAACAACAGUGGCUGGAGUGACGGUACAUCUUUCAUCAUCGGGCUUGGGACAUGUAUGUAUGCAUUUCUGGCCAUUGAUGGGGCGUGCCACAUUGCAGGGGAACUUCCCAACCCCAGAUCUGAUGUUCCCCGUGCUAUGGGGCUGACUAUGCUCAUUGGCAUGAUGACGGUCAUCCCGUGGACAGUUGUGUUUCUGUUCUCUAUCACGGACAUAGACGCUGUUGCUUCUUCCUCGAUUCCGGUCUAUACGAUCUAUUUGCAAGCCACGCAAAGUCAGUCCGCGGCCACUGUACUGACAGUGUGGAUUCUUUUCGUUUAUUUCGGUGCGCUGGUAUCGUGCAUAGUGACAACUGGGAGACUCGCAUAUGCCUUUUCCCGGGAUGGAGGCCUUCCAUGCGCAGGGUUCUUUGCUCAAAUUCACCAUAAGUACCACGCUCCCGUCAAUGCGACUGUCGGAUGUGCAGUCGUGAUAAUAACUUACGGCUUAAUCUAUAUUGCGUCGGUUACAGCAUUCAAUAGCUUCAUAUCUAUGUCCAUCCUGUCGCUCAAUUUGACCUACGCUCUGCCACAGGCGAUUCUGUUGGUCAGGGGUCGGGAACGAAUUCUCCCGAAGCGUCCGUUUAACUUGGGUCAUUAUCUUGGACCAAUCUGCAACGCAUUUUCGAUCAUCUGGGUGCUUUUCAUCACUAUCUUGUUCUGCUUUCCAACAUCCGUUCCGACCACAACAGUCAGUAUGAACUAUGUCAGUGUGGUUAUCACUGGGAUCUCACUAUUGAUUAUGGUAUCGUGGUGGGGAGGCAAAAGAAAAACAUUCUCUGGGCUAACAAUUGAGAUACAAGGGCUCGAGGUUGCACCCCAAGAUAAUCAUUUGUCUUCAAGCAUCCCGUCAACAGGCAACACCAGCAGCAGUCACUGA
Molecule: messenger RNA, 1593 nt
Organism: Penicillium coprophilum
Lineage: Eukaryota; Fungi; Ascomycota; Eurotiomycetes; Eurotiales; Aspergillaceae
Product: putative GABA permease
Exons: 5
Coding region: 1-1593 (530 amino acids)
Biological process (GO): transmembrane transport
Cellular component (GO): membrane
Molecular function (GO): transmembrane transporter activity
Source: RefSeq, a predicted model, not a curated record